This is a messenger RNA of Plectropomus leopardus (leopard coralgrouper), 3533 nucleotides long. The record is from RefSeq and is a predicted model, not a curated record. Lineage: Eukaryota; Metazoa; Chordata; Actinopteri; Perciformes; Serranidae.
ACGGGUCUGGGGAAGUCCACCCUCAUGGACACGUUGUUCAACACCAAGUUUGAGGGUGAGCCCACCCAGCACAACCAGCCGGGAGUCACGCUCAAGUCCAACACCUAUGAGCUCCAGGAGAGUAAUGUGCGCCUCAAACUCACCGUUGUCAACACUGUGGGCUUCGGAGACCAGAUAAAUAAAGAGGACAGUUACAAGUCUAUCGUGGAGUUCAUUGAUGCCCAGUUUGAAGCAUAUCUACAAGAGGAGCUGAAAAUCAAGCGCACGCUACACAGCUACCACGACACGCGCAUCCAUGCGUGCCUUUAUUUCAUAGCUCCAACGGGACACUCGCUCAAGUCCCUGGACUUGGUGACCAUGAAGAAACUUGAUAGCAAGGUCAACAUCAUCCCAAUCGUUGCCAAAUCGGACGCCAUUUCCAAGAGCGAGCUGGCAAAGUUCAAAAUCAAAAUCACGAGCGAGCUGGUCAGCAAUGGAGUCCAGAUCUACCAGUUUCCCACUGAUGACGAGUCUGUGGCAGAGAUUAAUUCCACCAUGAACAGCCAUUUGCCAUUUGCCGUGGUGGGGAGCACAGAGGAAGUAAAGAUUGGGAACAAGAUGGUGAAGGCCCGGCAGUACCCCUGGGGGACGGUGCAGGUCGAAAAUGAGAACCACUGCGACUUCGUCAAACUGCGAGAAAUGCUGAUCAGAGUGAACAUGGAGGACCUGCGAGAGCAGACUCACACGCGUCAUUACGAGCUCUACCGCCGCUGCAAACUGGAGGAGAUGGGCUUUAAAGACACAGACCCCGACAGCAAGCCCUUCAGUCUGCAGGAGACAUACGAAGCGAAGAGGAACGAAUUCAUGGGUGAGCUUCAGAAAAAGGAGGAAGAAAUGAGGCAAAUGUUCGUCCAAAGAGUCAAAGAAAAGGAGGCAGAGCUCAAAGAGGCAGAGAAAGAGCUGCACGAGAAGUUUGACCGCCUGAAGAAGCUCCACCAGGACGAGAAGAAGAAACUGGAGGAGAAGAAGAAGUCCCUGGACGACGAGCUCAACAUGUUCAAACAGAAAAAGACUGCUGCAGAGCUCUUGCAGAACCAAGCGCAGCAGGCAGGGGGCUCCACCACACUCAAGAGGGACAAAGAGAGGAAAAACUGAUGUGACGCCGUGCCUCUUAGAAAAGGAAGAAGACACUUGCACUGAGAAGCUUAGGAUUCCUGUAGAAAAAGUGCUCCCUUGUGGCCAUCCUGCUGUGAAUGAGUUUCCACCCCAUCAUCCUUUUUUACAGUCCCCGUCCCCCUCCCUCACCCCUCACCCAUCCCCCAUAAUUCAACCCUCCACAUGCCCACCUGCUCUCUGGAAGACGCUGGGCAUUGCUAUCAGUUUGACACCACCUUUUUUUUGUUUUCUUUUUUCACUGAGUGAUGCUUGUCUGUUUUUUUAUGGUUUUUACAAGCAAUUAUUCAGCUUGUCUUUUUAUACGAAUUUACAAAAAUAAUGCAUUCCAUGUGUUUUAUAUUCAGCGAUUAAUUGCAUGAUGGAGUGAGCUUUUUAAAAUAUUAACAUACAUGACUACUGUUGUGAUGGGCAGAAAUGUGUUGAGAGUAAAGUGAAACAUGCAUCAGAUGAUGGGACUUGAGUUUGUUUGUGGUCUGCAGUAGAUUAAAGAAUUAAGAUGGUUGAGGGAUUGAUGCGAGGAUGGAUUAAGUUAAUGUUGAUCCAUCUUCAGAUUAAAGCAAUCAGCUUAAUGUGUUUCUUAAUUUUACUGUAACAGCAGUUUCUAAAAAUAAGUACUUAUCUUGACAUUGUAAACAAAAAUUACCAACAUACUUGUUAGUAAUUAGUCAUUGGGCUAGAUAUAAUCUGGUUGAUUUUGGCUACACACACAGUUACCAUAGUAACAAGCAGUGCAGUUUAGUACUGCAGCAACAGUUGAGCUACUACUUUGUCAGAAACACAACAGAAGAGCGACAGGUGUAUGUUCACAGUCAAAACAAACACAUGGCUAGUCCAACACUUCAUUCAUCAUGUCACGAGUAUGCACAUGUUAUGACGAGUUACAUUUUUUUAAACAAUGCUUGUAAAUAACAGUAUUUUUUUUUGUACACAUUUUUGAGCAGCCCUCUCUGUUAGCCUUAAUGGAGUGCUCCAGGCGUGGUGUUUUUCUGUUGGCUGAUGCUGACGUUAGUGUCGUCCGGUGUCCUUAUGAAUUCAGAUAUAUAGAAAAAAAUUUAAGAAAGUUCAGAGGAGAGUUAGUAAACUCACUCCAGGUCUGAAAGAGAUGACAUAUGAGGAGAAGUCAAGACAAAGACAUUGACCAACUGUAACAUACAGGAGACGCAGAGGCUACUUGAUUGAGUUUUAUGAGCUCGUUCACAGAAUAUAUGAUUUCAGCUGAGUCUGUUAUCCACUUUUGGAAUAAUAGAUAUGAUUUAAAAGAGAGAACUUUUUAAAAUUACUUCCACUGGGGCCCCUGAUGGCUCAGGGGACAGAACAGGCACCCCGUGUGUAGUGGCUGUAUCCUCGCCGCAGCAGCCGCGGGUUUGAUUCCGGCUUCACCCUCUCUCGCUCCCCCUUUCACACUCACAAAAAAUAUCUUUAAAAAAUUACUUCCACUAAGGUGGUUCUCUAGAAUGAGAAAAAACAUCACCCUUUUUGCAAUAAAAGCACGGAAUGAGCUUUUAGAGGACGUAGUGUGGAGUUCAUUUAACUCAAAAACAGUCUGGAUAAAUUCUGGUCAACAAAGAAAAUUUCAAAUCUGAUUUGUGACUUGGUGCACUUGUGUAAUUAUUGUGUUUACAUUGUGAUAUUGUUUUGUUGUAUGGUUUGUUUGUUGUAGUUGGAGAGUCUGGUGGAUUUAUGUUUGCUAGAAAAAAAAAUCAUAAAAUUUCAUUAAUUAAAUGACAAGCGCAGAUAAAUCAACACAAUAUCAUUACAGGAUCAUAAUGGAGUCGCACAAUGUAAUCCACCUCAGGAAUGGCAGACCCUGCCACUAACAGUGUAGACUAUAAUUGCAGAAUUUAAAUCAUUGCAAAAAAAUGCAGACCAUAAAUAGUAUAAUGUAACAGAAAUCUAAAAUAUAACCUCAUAGAGACUCUCAGCCAUAUCACUUCAGCCAUGUGUAUAUUAGACAUUAAAUCCAGUAAAAAUAAUUUAGAUAUUGAAUUUGUUUUGGUAUUUAUGUCCCAUUGCUGAUGCUGUUUCACUUUAGCCAGAUGCAUGAGUAGUUGUGAGCCUAAUCUCUUUUCCACUUCUCCCGUACCUCGUUUAUUGUCAUGUGUUAUGUGCAUACUUGUAUUAGCUUUCACAUUUGCACUUUUUUUAUACACAAAUGUGAUGUUUUUAAGUAUAUAUAUAUAUACGUAUAUAUAUAUUAAUGUUAUCAGUGCAAUUGUAACUUUCUUUUUAUUUCACAUUUUAUGAAGGCACAUUUAAAAGUCAGUCAUUAUGAUGUCCAUUUGUCCUGCAGGGUCCAGUGUUGUUUGUAUCAAUGUUACACAAAAAAAUAAAUAUUAUCUCAAAAGAAAAUAAACCCCAAUUUUACACACCAAAUAUUA